Oncorhynchus kisutch (coho salmon) is the source of this 1838-nucleotide messenger RNA. Its product is annotated as peroxiredoxin-1. Gene Ontology annotation, molecular function: thioredoxin peroxidase activity. Gene Ontology annotation, cellular component: cytosol. Lineage: Eukaryota; Metazoa; Chordata; Actinopteri; Salmoniformes; Salmonidae. Gene Ontology annotation, biological process: hydrogen peroxide catabolic process; response to oxidative stress; removal of superoxide radicals. The record is from RefSeq and is a predicted model, not a curated record. The transcript is spliced from 6 exons. Bases 786 to 1379 code for a protein of 197 amino acids.
AGACCAGCAACAGCAGUUGAGCUGAGUUCCCUUUCAAUAGAUGUAAACAGAGAUAGGAGUUAAUUUGCUCAGAUUGUAAGAUAGAUAUCAAGAUAGCUAGCCAUAACGAUUUGAAAAUACAACUCCACAGCUUGGCUAUCAGACUCAACUUAGCAAAAAAGAAUACGUAAACUGGUAUUGUAGUUUGUUAGCUAAAUGACUGCACUUUGCUAGCUAACGUUAGCUUGCUGGCUAGAUAGCUAGGUUUGUUGAAAACUGGAUUGGUCAGAGAAGAGGAUACUUCACAAUAAGACAUGAUAGGUAGCUAAGAACUUAACUAGUUAAACAGACCAUAACUGACCGAAAAUAUACAAUAUUAUCCUCUUGAAUAAUUUAACUCGACAAUUUAACCCAUGUUCCACCAUCAGCGCCUGCGAAGAGUUUUCAGCAAUCGUUUCCGGGUCAAAAUAUUUACUCAUACAAAUUAAAAGUCCUUGUUUUAAAUCCAUCGAUUGAACAUUAAAAAAGUAUAAUACAAUGUGGUGUCAUUCAACAGCAACACUUUUGUGUAUACAUAUUGUAAUAUCAGAAAGUGUUUUGAAUUUAAAUGAAUCACACAACAAGCUAUCUAAUUCGAUUGACAUUUAUUUUAACACCUCUCUGGCGACUUUUAUUUUGAAAACAAAAUCUUUUAAAACGUAUAGGGAAAGUUCUUUCUUCCGGAUUAGCGGCUUUCAUGCAAUUGCAGUAAACCGCAACACAAACGCUUUCGUGCUUUCACAAGAAUCUGAGCUGUCAUUGUCACCAUGUCAUCUGGAAACGCUAAGAUAGGCCAGCCGGCCCCACAGUUCAAAGCCACUGCUGUGGUGGACGGACAGUUCAAAGAGAUCCAGCUGUCUGACUACAUGGGGAAGUACGUGGUGUUCUUUUUCUACCCACUGGACUUCACUUUCGUGUGCCCCACUGAGAUCGUGGCCUUCAGCGACCAGGCCGAGGAGUUCCGCAAGAUCGGCUGUGAGGUCAUAGGCGCCUCCACAGACUCUCACUUCAGCCACCUGGCCUGGAUCAACACCCCCAGGAAGCAGGGUGGUUUGGGACCAAUGAACAUCCCCCUUGUGGCUGACCUCACCCAGUCUAUCUCCAGAGACUACGGCGUGCUGAAGGAGGACCAGGGCAUCGCUUACAGGGGUCUGUUUGUGAUUGACGACAAGGGCAUCCUGAGGCAGAUCACUAUCAACGACCUGCCAGUGGGCCGCUCUGUGGACGAGACCCUGCGUCUGGUGCAGGCCUUCCAGCACACAGACAAAUACGGAGAGGUGUGUCCCGCUGGCUGGAAGCCAGGCAGUGACACCAUCGUCCCCGACAUCCAGAAGAGCAAGGAGUUCUUCUCCAAACAGUGACAACACAACAGAGCCUCAGGCUGUGUCAAUAAUGGCACCCUAUAUAGUGCAUAUGACCCCGGUCAAAAGUAGUGCACUUUAUAGUGAAUAGGGUGCCAUUUCUGACCCACCCUCAGAUGUCCUAGCACUUACCUUCAGAUGGGAAGUCCUCCCUUCAGCAACAGUCUCUUGGUGUCCAACCCACACUUAUACAUAGGUUUUAAAGUACUUGUUAGACUCCCACUCUUAUAUCUGUAUGACAAAUAAGCUACUGGUGGAAAGUUUAUUCUAGUCCCAUGCACUGAAAGUGUUUUGUUUGUGCUCUUUUCUCAAGUGUUAAAAAAAAAAGCUUUGAGUAUUUUGUACCUCACAAUUAACUAUUCAGUCUACUGUCACAGAUAUUGAUAAUAACAAAUGGGGGAAAUAAUGAUUUACAUGUUGGCAGUGUUUUUGUCUGAAAAAUAAAACUAAGUGAAGGUG